AUGCUCCGGCUUACCUGCGCGGCUGAGCGGGAGAGGAACAAGCUCUGCUCCACGGCACGACAGAAGAAGCACGAGUUCUCCGUGGAUAUGACCUGUGAAGGCUGCUCCAACGCAGUCACUCGAGUCCUCAACAAGCUAGGAGGAGUUCAAUUUGACAUUGACCUGCCCAACAAAAAGGUCUGCAUCAACUCUGAGCACAGCGUGGACACUUUGCUGGAGACCCUGGGGAAAACAGGAAAGGCUGUCUCCUACCUCGGCCCCAAGUAG
Messenger RNA from Rangifer tarandus platyrhynchus (Svalbard reindeer), 267 nucleotides. NCBI's taxonomy places the organism in Eukaryota, Metazoa, Chordata, Mammalia, Artiodactyla, Cervidae. The record is from the annotation of a GenBank genome assembly.